Cricetulus griseus (Chinese hamster) is the source of this 999-nucleotide messenger RNA. The record is from RefSeq and is a predicted model, not a curated record. NCBI's taxonomy places the organism in Eukaryota, Metazoa, Chordata, Mammalia, Rodentia, Cricetidae.
AUGAGCGGGGAGCUCUGGCUGUGGGCGUUGUGCGCCCUGCUGCCAGCCUUGUGGCUGCUGAGCUUCUUUCGCACCGAUUCUGACCUGACGCUGCUGUGGGCUGCGUGGCUGGGUCGGCGUCCAGAACAGGUGCUGACUGGCAUGGUGGUUUGGGUGACUGGAGCAUCCAGUGGCAUUGGCGAGGAGCUGGCUCUCCAGUUAUCUAAACUUGGAGUCUCUCUGGUACUGUCAGCCCGAAGGGUGCAGGAGCUGGAGCGGGUGAAGAGAAGGUGCCUGGAGAAUGGCAAUGUAAAAGAAAAAGAUAUACUGGUUUUGCCCCUUGACCUGGCUGACAGAAGUUCCCACGACAUGGCUACGAAAGCCGUUCUCCAGGAGUUUGGUAGAGUUGACAUUCUGGUCAACAAUGGUGGAAUAGCACAUUGUUCCUUUGCUGUAGAUACCAACCUGGAUGUCUUCAAAGUGCUACUAGAAGUGAACUACUUAGGGACAGUGUCCUUGACCAAGUGUGUUCUACCUCACAUGAUGAAGAGAAAGCAAGGAAAGAUCGUGAUUAUUAAUAGCCUUGGGGGAAUUAUACCCAUACCACUUACCAGUGCAUACAAUGCCAGCAAACACGCUCUUCGGGGUUUUUUAGAUACCCUCCAGACUGAACUUUUUAACUAUCCAGGUAUAACAGUGUCUACCAUUUGCCCAGGACUUGUGCACUCGAAUAUUUUCCAGAAUUCUUUUACUUCAGAAAUCACUGAGACUUUAGGGAGUAAUGCUGAGGCUCUUUCCAAGAUGGAAACAAGCCGCUGUGCCCAGCUGAUACUGAUUGCCUUGGCUAAUGAUUUGAAAGAAGUCUGGAUCGCUCAGCAGCCUCACUUGUUUAAGACAUAUGUGUGGCAAUAUGUGCCAAUCAGGGACUGGAUAUUUUCAAGGAAGACGUGGAAGAAAGUUAUUGAAGGCUAUAAUAUUGACAAGGUAAUUACAGGACUAGAGAGACUGCUCAGUGGUUAA